This is a messenger RNA of Penicillium brasilianum, 519 nucleotides long. NCBI's taxonomy places the organism in Eukaryota, Fungi, Ascomycota, Eurotiomycetes, Eurotiales, Aspergillaceae. The record is from the annotation of a GenBank genome assembly.
AUGGGUCUGCGGGGUGUUCAGUUGGGUCUCCGUGCGUGGGAGUUCGUAUGGUCUCUGCUCAUCAUGGCCCUCGUGGGUAACAUGAUCGCCGAUGCCUUCGCGGGCAACCCGGGAACCGUCAACUACUCGAUGUUCGUGUCGGUAUUCUCGAUGGUCUCACUCUUCUACCUGAUACCGGCCUCGUGGAACUCGGACUGGGCCUUCCACCCGAUCAUCAUGGUCGUGGUCGAUGUGCUCAACUGCAUAUUCUUCUUCACCGCGGCUAUCGCGCUCGCGGCGAAGUUGACGUGCCACUCUUGCAGCAACCAAUCUUAUCUGGCUAGCAACGAGAUUACCAACGGCGCGAACAACAUGGGGAAGCGCUGCCGUGAGGCUCAAGCGACAACUGCUUUCUUGUGGUUUGGUUGGGCUGGAUACAUGGCCUCCGUCAUCAUCUCCGUGCUCACGUCUCGGUCGUCGACUUCCAACCUUCGUGGUCGCAGUGGUAGCCGCCGCCGCCCCAACAUGACCCAGGUCUAA